Cooperia oncophora is the source of this 1104-nucleotide messenger RNA. NCBI's taxonomy places the organism in Eukaryota, Metazoa, Nematoda, Chromadorea, Rhabditida, Trichostrongylidae. The record is from the annotation of a GenBank genome assembly.
AUGCACAAUGGUUUCACUCAUCAUCUGUCACGCCCAAAACAACGUGUGAUGUCACAACUUGAGCGAGAACUGAUUGAACGAGCCAGGGAGCGAGGCGUCGAUCGAGCUACCGCUCGUCAAACGCUCACGGACAAACUGUUGUGGAGGGAGAAAGGCGAAGUGGCGUCUAUUCGCAUGCUUCGAUGGGCAUUGCUAGUCCUGAGCAAGGACUCUGCUGGUGUUAUUCCUAACGAAAUAUGUGCCGUGGUGAUGGAAAACGCCAAAGUCGUUGGCGAAAUGCGCCUGAUUCGUCGUGGAUUCCAGCCAAAAACAUCCCGAAAUGCGCAAAAUGUGCGUAAUAUUACGUGGGAUCCUAGUCUUCCAUCGGAAGUGAACAUGGCCGCUGUUCAACUAGUUAAAUUUGUCCAAGGUACAUGGAACGGUCUUGUCAUGAUUCCUGAACAUCAAAUGAGUCGACUUGGCAUAGCAAUGCACUGGAUGAAGCAGACCAGGGACGCGUACUGUAGACGUGACACUAGCACCAUGCGCUUGGAUCGCAUAAUGUGCCUCGAAGAUAUCAUCACAGUAUUUCGACAAGUUAACGACAGAAGCACAAUAGACGUUGAAGAAGACGAGCAGUACGAGCAACUACGUGAUCUCGAGCUCAGUGAUACAAUACUCUUCGCUAGGGCAGCCGCUGAAUAUUUUGCAAGAGUCAUGAAAAUGUGUACAGUUCCAACGACAGAAACCACAGUUCAACAUAAUCAACAAGUGGACACCUCAGCAAGUUCGUCAUCUACAGAAGCCACCACAAUUCAGGCACGUGGUGACAGCUGCUGGACACUUGGUCCACCUAUAUGUUCAGAGGUGAAAGGCCCUGAACUAUAUCCAAUACUUUUUGAACCGCCAAAACGACGAAUAUACGGAAAGCUAGCAUCGAAUCCAUUCAACAAACCAGCAAACACGCAACCACCUGAACCAGAGCUUUCACAUGUUGCUCGCUGGCUGGAUACGAUUCGUUUAGAUGAUAUUGAAGAAUACCAUGAACCAUUCCCUGAACCAUAUGACGAUUCUGAUGAAACAACAGAAACCUCCUAUCCAACAGAUGUGGUGUGCGAUAAAUAA